AUGGUCGAAAGCAAGCCCUGUUGGACAGGGGUCAGUGCCUCUCCGGCGCAAGAUGACAUCAUGAGCUGGACAGCUGUGAUGUUUGGUCCGGAUGACACACCGUGGGAGGGCGGAACCUUCCAGCUUGAGGUGACGUUUUCGGAGGAGUUCCCGACGAAGCCUCCACAUGUAAGAUUUCUGACGAAGAUGUUUCAUCCGAACAUCUACAACAACGGGGAGAUCUGCUUGGACAUCCUGCAGGAUGUUCAGAGCGAAGCUAACCAUGUGGAGCUUGAACACUGGCUCUCGGAGAAUUUCACUUGGGAUCUUCUUUGGAUAGCCAUGUCCGAUUUCUCCGUUGAUUUCACGAAGAGCUAUGCGCGGAGAAGGCCGGAAGAGCCUCGUUCGCACUACUCCCAGCGCCUCAAGUUUAUCAACACUCUCAUCAAGGGUGAGGGUGACAAAAUCACGGAUGAUCGCAUUGAGGUUCUUUCUCACUGCUAUAGCAAUGUCAAGUACUUGGCUAAUGUGUACAACGAGGAAAUCAUGGGCAUGUUGCGGAAGUACGUCGCUUCGAUGAGAGAUGCAUUGCUGCUCAGCUGUCCCCGUGCGGAGAGGGCAAGCUUGGGACACUGA
Molecule: messenger RNA, 615 nt
Organism: Symbiodinium sp. CCMP2592
Lineage: Eukaryota; Dinophyceae; Suessiales; Symbiodiniaceae
Source: the annotation of a GenBank genome assembly